Messenger RNA from Stereum hirsutum FP-91666 SS1, 1251 nucleotides. RefSeq lists its product as uncharacterized. The coding region runs from base 1 to 1251 and encodes 416 amino acids. NCBI's taxonomy places the organism in Eukaryota, Fungi, Basidiomycota, Agaricomycetes, Russulales, Stereaceae. The record is from RefSeq and is a predicted model, not a curated record. The transcript is spliced from 7 exons.
AUGUCGAGGGCUUCGAAUCCUAAGCCUCCAAGUUCUGCUCCUCCUUCUGCUGCCGCUGCCGCCACCUCCACCCCCGGCACCUCCGGCCCCGGCCAUGGCGCUCCCAGACCCGAGAAAGCGCGUAGAAGAACAACAUACCUCAACGCUGCUCCCUGCUCGACCACUGGCCUCGACUCAGGCGUCCCUCUCCUGAGCCCCUCCGUCGACAUGAGCCAGCCCUACAAGGCCGGUCAUAAUCGGGGCUUUUCUACUCCCGGCUCGCUCUGCCACCGCUCACCGUCCCCUCCUCCGACUCGCGACUUGAUAGCCAACCCGUCUCAAUACCCCUACGCCGAGCAGAACUCCUGGUCCUUCUCGCCCACCAACAGCGGCAGCUCAUAUUAUUGGAUCGACUUCGGACACUCACUUCACUACGAGAAUCUCCCCGUCCUCCAGCUCCCGAAAGCCGGUGGAGACCAUUCGGUCCCCGAACACCGAGGCGAUAAGUAUCAGGUCCCGAGCGACCCGUUCGCUACGGACGUUUAUUAUCUGGGCAAUCUCAUACGCCUGUACUUCGUCCAGCGCUGUAUCGGCUUCGGCUUCAUGGAGGCCUUGGUCAAUGACAUGGUUCAGGCCGACCCGGCUAAACGACCCAAGAUUGACGAGGAAGAGCUCGAGCUCGCCGCCUUCGGACGCCGAACAGCCUUUACUGAUGGUCCUGGCUCGCUCACCAUCGCAGAAUGUCGUUGGCUUCGAUGUCGUGCCUUUUUCGAUGAAGCUGGAUAUAUGUUUCGCGCACCCAGAUACCAGGAGGGCUGGGUGCCAUCGUGGAAGGGGAAGAAUCAGUUUUACCAAGAAACAGAGGAUGGGCAAGUGAGGGCCAAUAUCAUGUUCGACGCCAUCAGGACUUCAGAUGGAGCGCCUGUCAUAAUGAAACCCAUGAGCGCGUCCAAAGGUUCUCAUGAAUUGGAACUUACUCGUUACGUUAACACGGAACCUCUCGCUUCAGACCCUCGCAACCAUUCAGUGAAGCUACUAGACGUUUUGAGCGUGCCGGAAAUGGGAACGCUCGACGAUGAGUCGUCACUUGCGAGGCGAGAGGAUGUAGAAGUGCUCGUCUUUCCCUUGCUCAGGCCAUGGAACAGCCCUUCAUUUCAUACUGUUGGUGAAGUUAUGGCUAUGCUGACGCAGAUGCUCGAGCUCACCGGUAAAGCAUCAGAACUUCAUCAAACGGACUUAUUCAGACUUAUCAAGGGUGCUAAGUCCAUCUAA